CGGAGGGCGGGCGCGGGGGAUGCGAGUACCUUCCCCGGAGGCCCAGGAGGCUGCGGAAAGUGCGGAAGGCGGAGUGGAGACGGAGGAAGCCCAGAUCUUGGCACAGCCAACAAAAUUUCCAGUGAAUGAAAAAGAAGAAAGCAAGAAAGAUAACUUUGAACGCACUGAAUGUUGCAAGAUAAGCACAAUGGAUCUCAAGUUGAACAGCUCCAGGAAAUACAUCUCUAUCACUGUACCACCCAGGACUCAGACGAUGUCACCACACAUCAAGUCAGUUGAUGAUGUUGUAGUGCUCGGCAUAAACCUCAGCACAUUUAACAAACUUACUCAGCUUUUCAUAUGUGUUGCUGGAGUUUUUGUAUUUUACCUAAUCUAUGGAUACUUACAGGAAUUAAUAUUUUCAGUGGAGGGUUUUAAGUCCUUUGGCUGGUACCUUACUUUAGUGCAGUUUGCAUUUUACUCCAUAUUUGGCCUAAUAGAACUUCAGCUUAUUCAGGACAAAAGGAGAAGAAUACCAGGAAAAACCUACAUGAUAAUAGCUUUUCUAACUGUGGGUACUAUGGGGUUAUCAAACACUUCCUUGGGCUACCUGAAUUACCCUACCCAAGUCAUCUUCAAGUGCUGCAAAUUGAUUCCUGUUAUGAUAGGCGGAGUUUUUAUCCAAGGGAAGCGAUACAAUAUUGCAGAUGUGUCUGCUGCAGUGUGUAUGAGCCUUGGCCUGAUCUGGUUUACUCUUGCUGACAGCACAAUUGCACCAAACUUCAACCUGACAGGCGUGAUGCUUAUUUCCCUGGCACUCUGUGCAGAUGCAGUCAUUGGAAAUGUCCAAGAGAAGGCUAUGAAACUCCAUAAUGCUUCUAAUUCUGAAAUGGUUUUGUAUUCAUACUCAAUUGGUUUUGUGUACAUUUUAUUGGGACUGACCUGCACUAGUGGAUUAGGCCCUGCUGUAGCAUUCUGUUCAAAGAAUCCAGUCCAGACCUAUGGUUACGCUUUCCUCUUUUCCCUUACUGGGUACUUUGGAAUCUCCUUUGUACUGGCACUGAUUAAAAUUUUUGGUGCUCUUCUUGCUGUAACAGUGACAACUGGAAGAAAAGCAAUGACCAUAGUACUUUCAUUUAUAUGCUUUGCUAAACCGUUCACAUUUCAAGCCUAAUGAAAAUGUGAGCCUCUUACCAAUAUGACUGAAUAUGAGUGGCAUGUAUGUUCCAAUAUAACCGAUGUUCCAGUGUGACUGAAUGUGAGUGCUGUGUCAUGCAAUUGUUACUAAAUGUGAGAGCUGCAUACGUUCAGUUGUGACUAAAUGUGAGUGCUGUUACAUUUCAUUGUGACUGAAUUUUAGUGCUGUGUACAUCCAGUUGUGAGUGAAAGUAAAUGCUGUGUCGUUCGAUUGUGACUAAAUGUGAGUGCUGUGUACAUUUCACUGUGACUAAAUAUGAAUGCUGUAUACAUACAUUCCAGUGUGACUGAUACAGUGGUAUGUGCAUUCUAACUUUACUGGAUUAAAGGUAUUUCAGUGUAAAUGAAUAAAUUACAUGUUUGCAGCCAAAGUUUUGAAAACUGUUUACUUUUUCUUUUCGUAAAGGAUUUAAAGUGGAGAAGUUUUCUGUAAGUUGUAUCCUAAUGAACCAUUUAGUUGAGAACAGUGUUUAAUUUUGACAUCUCAAUACUUAAUAACAUAAUUUCAAAGGCUAACAUAAAAUAAAUUUCUGUGAAUGUGUCACAGAUCAUUUUUGUCUAUACUUUUUUCCUAUAUAUGCUAGGUAUCUUUUAUUGUGGUUAUGAUUAUUUCUCUGCUUUUUCAGGACUGUGUCCCAUGUCAUCCUUUAUAAUUUAGAACAACUAACCAUUCAGACAGCUGAUUUAAAUUCCUAAAGUAGUCUUUGGUGGAAUUCUAUAUUCAAUGUUUUAAAUAUAGUCUUAAGACAAUGAAAAGGCCUGGACUUUGAAUAUGCUAUUAUUUUCAAUGUCUAUAUGAACCUCAUUUGUAUAAUUUUUUGUAAAAUACCUAUUCUUUAUUUGCAGCCUAUAUGUAGAGUGAUGUACUCUCAACAUAAAGAUACUGCAUUUUAUCUAAUCUAAAAAUACUAUAAAUACUAUUUUUAUUUUAAUACUAUCAAUAUCAGCCUAAUAGCAAAAUUUUAUCAUUGAAGAAUUACUGUGGACCACUGAGCAAACUAUUGUUAAUGCUAAAUUGUUAACUUGUUAAACUGUUCUUCUCUAUUUUUCUUUCUCUUAGGUAUGUAUGGUCUGGUCUAUUAGUUGUCCUUGGUAUUUUUCUUAAUGUUUACAGUAAAAAUAUGGAUAAAAUACGACUGCCCUCACCAUAUG
This is a messenger RNA of Dipodomys ordii (Ord's kangaroo rat), 2328 nucleotides long. RefSeq names its product solute carrier family 35 (adenosine 3'-phospho 5'-phosphosulfate transporter), member B3 (gene Slc35b3). The transcript is spliced from 10 exons. Bases 20 to 1153 code for a protein of 377 amino acids. The record is from RefSeq and is a predicted model, not a curated record. Gene Ontology annotation, biological process: transmembrane transport. Gene Ontology annotation, cellular component: Golgi membrane; endoplasmic reticulum membrane. Lineage: Eukaryota; Metazoa; Chordata; Mammalia; Rodentia; Heteromyidae. Gene Ontology annotation, molecular function: 3'-phosphoadenosine 5'-phosphosulfate transmembrane transporter activity.